Molecule: messenger RNA, 2381 nt
Organism: Labeo rohita (rohu)
Lineage: Eukaryota; Metazoa; Chordata; Actinopteri; Cypriniformes; Cyprinidae
Exons: 5
Coding region: 502-1239 (245 amino acids)
Biological process (GO): immune response
Cellular component (GO): membrane
Molecular function (GO): tumor necrosis factor receptor binding
Source: RefSeq, a predicted model, not a curated record
GUUGCCGAGUGACAAACGUGACUGAAGCGGGAUCACGUAAUUUACCCGAAAACACACCAAGGUGGUAUUUAACUGUCAAGACAGUUAUGAACUCCCCCUGCAAGCCUCCGCCUCAUCCAUUAACAGUAUAUAGCGGGACAAGCUAUCCCUUACUUUUUAGCGUGAGAAAUACAAGGUGUGGCGUGAGAGCGUGUGAACUGGUUGAAAUGCGUGAGACUUGAGAGCCCUGAUUUUUGUACGACUAAAGACAGAAAAACAUGAACAUCUUGGAUGACAAGGGGGCUGUAAGAAUUUUGGCACGGAGUCACGCAGGUCUUGCAUGAGCAAAGCAGGAAGCGACACUGGAUCGACUGGACUGAGAGAUUCAUGUUUUCAUAGUGCCGAAACUACACGAGUAGGCUGUUUGUUUGGGGCGUUGAAGAAAACACGUGGGAGAAAUAUACAUAUAUAUAGAGGCGUCUGAGAGCAUGGAGCGGCGCUUUUAAACUGUCCUUCACGGAGAUGGCAAACGAAGAGGCAGCCUGUAAAGUCUACGCAGUUUUAAUGGAGCCCGAGACCGUGAACCGUCUGAUGAUAAAGUAUCACUCACUGCGGCGACAAGUGUGCUUCAUCCAGUCCGUCAGCGUGUUCUUCUGCUUCAGCUGCUGCCUGUUCACGCUACUCUUUCACGCGUUCCCGCCGUCCUGCAAGGAGAACAGAACCAAUGAGGCACCUAACAUUGAAAAACAGUAUCAAACGAAAGAUUUUUUCCUGACCCAAAGAGACACAUCUUUCACUCGUCUGACAGUUAAAAACGGUGCCAGUCUGCCUGAAAAAGGAUAUGUGCCAUGGAUGCCUACACCAGAGUAUCCGUCAUCAAAGCCUAUCAAGCCCUACUUCAUCUUGGAUGCCGAUAAUGAAUCUCUGAAAGUCCUUCAAAGUGGAACGUAUAAACUUUUUCUGCAGAUUACAUACAGAAAUUUCAGCCAAAAGCUGGAAAAGGAAGUAUUUUUGCAGCAUGAAAUUCAUCAUUUUACUGACAAGUAUAAGAAAGACGUGCCCCUGCCUUCACCCCUGCUGACCUACUGUGAAACAGUGAACUUGAAAGACUGGAGGAAAACCAUGUUCUCUGAAGGUAUUUUUGUUCUUGAAUCUGGGGAUAGACUGAAGGUGUGGUCCAACAAUCUGAACCUCGUUGAUGUUGGAGAUAAAUUUGUGGAAAAAACUGUCUUUGUGGGACACCCUCAUUUUUCCACAUGAGGAUACGGCGAUGAUCACAGAAGACCAUUUCUUCUGUAACUUUGCGUAAAGAUCAAAGGGGCUGCCUUGAAGUAUCAUAUUUGUGCUAUGUCAAUAGCAGAGCCAUGUGCUGUACAGAAGAAAACCCUGAUAAAAAAAAUACUGUGGUACUGUGGUAAAAAUGUCAAUUGGUAAUACCAGGGUACUUUGAUAUAUACUAUGGUACUGAAAUUCACUGCCUCUAAGGCGAUUUAAAGAAUAUCAUAGUGCUACCAUGGUUCGUGUUAAACAACAUGCUAAUACCAUAGUAUUUUUGGUAUUUUGUAUUAAAAAAAACAGCUGGGGACAAAACAGGCAUUGGCUUGGGUUUUUAAAAGCUAAAUUUUUUAGCACUACAACUCAGUACAAAAAUAAACUGUUGUAUGCAUACACUUAAUAUAUACUGUAAAUAUUUAUGCUAUUGUAAUCAUAUGAUAUGCUUUUCUAUGUUAUUACUGUCUGAUUAAGGAUUUGGGCUGUUUACUGGUUCAGUAAAUUUACAAUGUGACAAGAAUGAUGAAUACCCUCACUGUAUUUGUUGAGUCAACUUAAAAUAUUUUGUUACUCUGCUGCCCUAAAAGUUUAAGUUCAGUCAACUUAAAAUAAGUUUAGUCAACUUGAAAUGUUAAGUUGUACUAAGUGACAACUUAGAUAUUUGAGUUCAUUCAACUUAAAAUGUUAAGACUUACGUUUAACAAACCAAAUUUUUUGUUUAGUGAACUCAAGUAUCUAAGUUGUCACUUAGUACAACUUAACAUUUCAAGUUGACUAAACUUAUUUGAGAUUACUGAACUUAAAAAUUUAGGGCAGCAAGGUAACAAAUUAUUUUAAGAUGACUCAACAAAUAGUGUUUUUUUUGUGCUUUACGGUGCUGGAGAGCUCUGUUCCCUAGUGUUUUUUUUUUUUUUUUUUUUGAGGUGCAUCAUGGGUGCUGUUAUGGGAAGCAGUAGGCUGUAAGUUACUUUGUAUUAAAAGGGUUUGAAAUCACCAAAUAUGAUCCCCGUAAUGAUUUGCAUGAAAUUUUAUGUAUUUGAAUAUAUCUUUUAUGUAUUUGAAUAUAUCUUAUUAUCAUAAUGACAUUAUUUCGUUGACCAUGAAGAAUCAAUAAAUACUACAUAAAGCUG